Molecule: messenger RNA, 1044 nt
Organism: Drosophila obscura
Lineage: Eukaryota; Metazoa; Arthropoda; Insecta; Diptera; Drosophilidae
Product: uridine phosphorylase 1-like
Exons: 6
Coding region: 76-969 (297 amino acids)
Biological process (GO): uridine catabolic process; nucleotide catabolic process
Cellular component (GO): cytoplasm; cytosol
Molecular function (GO): uridine phosphorylase activity
Source: RefSeq, a predicted model, not a curated record
GUUUGUUCUGAUUUGCAUAUAAAGUUACAUUUUGUUCUUCUGUUAGUACAUACAUACAUACAUCUCCUACAGACAAUGUCACAAAACAUUCAAUUGAAGAAUCCCCACCUGGAAGACUUGGCAUCCGAUUAUCUGUACCAUCUGGCCAUCAAUGUAGCAGACACCAAGAACACCAGUGAGAUUCAGAGGCAGUUUGGCGAUGUAAGGGUUAUCUGCACGGGUGGAACCGCUAUACGCAUGCUGGAACUGGCCAAAUAUCUGCGAAAGCAGUUGGGUGUGCCGGGCACUAGCGAUCCUGAGGAUAUAAGCGCCAAGGGACAUCGCUACGCGCUCUACAAGGUGGGACCUGUGAUCUGUGUCAGCCACGGUGUCGGCUCCUCCACCUUCAGUGUGGUGCUCCACGAGCUGCUGAAGCUGGUCCACUACGCCAAGUGCCACGAUCCGGUCUUCCUGCGCAUCGGCACCUGCGGCGGCAUCGGUGUACCACCCGGCACGGUUGUCGUUACGAAGGACGCCUUCAACGGCUUGCUCCGCAACGAACACGAGAUUGCAAUUCUCGGAGAGCGUGUGGUGCGACCCGCCCAGUUCACGGAGAGCGUGAUCAGGGAUAUUCUGGCAUAUGGUGCCAGGACCGAUGAUGGUUUCCAAAUCAUAAGUGGCAACACCAUGGGCACAGAUUGCUUCUACGAGGGUCAGGGUCGUACCGAUGGCGCCAUAUGCGAGUAUAGUGCCGAGGACAAGAUGAAAUUCUUGCACAAGUGUCAUGACCUGGGCAUACGCAACAUCGAGAUGGAGGCCAGCAUGUUCGCCUCGGUCACCCAGAAGAUUGGCGUGAAGGCUGGCGACAUCUGUGUGACCUUACUCAACCGUCUUGACGGCGAUCAGGUCAACGCCGAAAAGAAGGAAGAGUUUGAGCACCGUCCCUUCCUCGUUGUGGGUCGCUACAUUCAGGGACUCUUGAAGCAAUAAUGGGCCCGAUACUAUCUGCAUGCCACAGUUUAAUAACUCAUAAAUAUGUAUCUUAAUAAAUGUGUCAGCUAAAUC